This is a messenger RNA of Pieris napi, 6312 nucleotides long. RefSeq names its product furin-like protease 1, isoforms 1/1-X/2 (gene Fur1). The coding region runs from base 279 to 2882 and encodes 867 amino acids. Gene Ontology annotation, biological process: peptide hormone processing. Gene Ontology annotation, cellular component: trans-Golgi network; Golgi membrane. The transcript has 15 exons. NCBI's taxonomy places the organism in Eukaryota, Metazoa, Arthropoda, Insecta, Lepidoptera, Pieridae. Gene Ontology annotation, molecular function: serine-type endopeptidase activity. The record is from RefSeq and is a predicted model, not a curated record.
AAAACGAGCCAGUCAGCAUCUCGCGUUCGUGCGCGGAGGGUGUGUUGUCCGAUGCCCAGUAUCGAUAUUCACGCGUCAUUUGACAGUCGUAUUGUGGUCUAAUAAUGACAGUAGUGUACUGUGUUACGUAGUGGAUAAUCUAAUAUAUUUUUUUCAUUUAGGCCAGUGGCAUCACCUUUUUAAAAUUAGACGUCAAACUUGACAUUGACACUUACUAGUCUAGUUAAUGUCUGUGUGCAAUGCUCACAAGUACUAGUUAGUGAGUGUAUCUGUGUGCGAUGGCUCGCCUGGCCCUAUUGGCCGUCUUGGUAUUAGCUCGUGCUGCCUGGGCCCAUUAUACGUCAACAUGGGCCGUGCACGUGCCUGGAGGCAGGGAGGCUGCGGACGCCGUCGCUGCCGAUCACGGCUUCAUCAAUUUUGGAGAGAUAUUUGACAACCACUUUCACUUCCACCAUAACUCCGUGGCACGACGAUCUCUUACACCAGCCCAUGACCAUCACGGGCGGCUGGAGACAGACUCUAGAGUGCGAUGGGCCAGACAACAGAAAAUACUAUCGAGGAAGAAAAGAGAUCUUAUAACAAUACCAGACAUCGUUUCGACAGCUGAAACUAAGUCGUCAGCUGGUCCUUCUCCCUCUUCAGCGACGAAAAGAGAAGCCGGAUCGAAGAGAGAGCUCCAAAACACAAGAGUCAAAGGUCGGCCGCGAUCUACAGAUAUGAGAUUUGUGCUUAAUGAUCCGAAAUGGCCUCAUAUGUGGUAUUUGAACCGCGGUGGUGGACUUGACAUGAACGUGAUACCAGCUUGGCGGGAAGGCGUCACAGGUCGAGGUGUCGUUGUUACAAUCCUUGACGAUGGACUGGAAACUGAUCAUCCAGAUAUAGUGUCGAAUUACGAUCCAAUGGCGUCAUAUGACGUAAAUUCACACGACUCAGAUCCUCAACCACGGUAUGACAUGAUCGACUCCAACCGUCAUGGAACCAGAUGCGCCGGAGAAGUAGCUGCCACAGCUAACAACUCAUUAUGCGCUGUUGGUGUUGCGUAUGAAGCUAGUGUUGGUGGUGUCAGAAUGUUGGACGGUGAUGUGACUGACGCCGUCGAAGCUAGGUCACUAAGUCUGAAUCCGCAACACGUUGACAUCUACAGCGCGUCUUGGGGUCCUGAUGAUGAUGGCAAGACCGUUGAUGGACCUGGAGAACUGGCAACGAGAGCGUUUAUUGAAGGUGUUAAUAAGGGUCGUAACGGCAAGGGCUCUAUAUUUGUUUGGGCUUCGGGUAACGGGGGCAGAGAGCACGACAACUGCAAUUGUGAUGGAUAUACAAACUCUAUCUGGACUUUGUCAAUAUCUUCGGCCACUGAACGAGGCGAGGUUCCGUGGUACUCAGAAAUGUGCAGCUCUACUCUCGCUGCGACUUACAGCAGUGGAGCUGUGCUUGAGAAGCAGGUGGUGACUACAGAUCUACAUCACACAUGUACAACAAGCCACACGGGUACAUCAGCCUCUGCUCCGCUUGCUGCGGGAAUUUGUGCUUUAGCCUUACAAGCCAAUAAGGAACUGACGUGGAGGGAUAUGCAGCAUAUUGUGGUUCGAACAGCACGACCGGAACGACUGAGCACGGGUGGUGAAUGGCGAGUGAACGGUGUCGGUCGGAACGUUUCUCAUUCGUUCGGCUACGGGCUUCUCGAUGCAGCAGGCAUGGUACGACUUGCCAGGUCUUGGAAAACAGUACCUCCGCAACGAAGGUGUGAACUGGCCGCUUCAACGCCCCAGAGAGCUGUACCACCGAAGUCAUCAAUAUCUUUACGGUUGGACGUGAGCGCCUGCCCCGGGGUAAACUACCUAGAGCAUGUCCAAGCGCGAGUAUCGUUAUCGGCAACUCGUCGUGGUGACCUACGUAUCACACUCACUUCACCAGCUGGUACACGGGUCACUUUACUUACGCCCAGACAGCACGACUUGUCCCGCUCUGGGUUCAAUUCCUGGCCAUUCAUGUCAGUUCACAUGUGGGGCGAAUCACCCCUUGGCGAGUGGCUGCUUGAAGUUUCUAACGAGGGAAGAUUUAUGGGUCGAGCGACAUUACAAGACUGGUCAUUAACUUUCUACGGAACGAGCGUACCGGCUGCUAAAAACGAUCCGAUACCCUUCAGAAAUCCAAUAAUACGUAAGAGUAACGCGACGAGACCCGUCGUAGUGCAAGCGGGACGAAAGAACAAAGGGAAGACCAUUCCAAUAGUCCCCACAUAUACAGUGGGAUUAGUGAAGCGAAAAAAGAAUAAGAAUUCCAAGAAUCCCAACAGAAAUGCGCAGAAAUCAAAACAGAGCCGUCCGGCAACUCGUUCGCCGAUAGAAAGCUCGACGUUGCGAACGACGGCCCCAGAUUUGAGUAUGAAUUUGCGGGGAGAUCUGACGGACCCCCUGGCUGACGCUAGAGGACGCAAGAUGUCAAGCCUGUUCGAGCAAUAUCCGAAAAUCCAGAGAAUAUAUCCAGCGCCGCUGCAAGCCAACGCGGGGCCAUUAAGCCAAUGGGAGUUAAUAUUCUACGGUACUGAAACGCCGCCGCAAGAUAACGACGCGUCACCUGAAAGCCCCCAGUUUCCCGAAAUCCCGUCUUGGAGUGGAACAAAUGAAAAUAACCAUCUGCCACCUGAACCACCAGAGGAACCCAAACAUAACUCCAUAGAUGAUGACCUAGCUCUCGUCUGGCACGACUCACAUGCUAUUCGGGAAGAAAGUCCUGGAAAUGGAAUGGCCGGAAGCGGGUGUGCCACACACGCCGUCCAAGCUCCACAUAGAUGUUUAGGUUUGUGUUUACUUGUCCUCAUACUUACAGCGGCCGACGCUUAUUUAACACUAACUGGUAUCAGCUUAGGGAGAGGCAGGUAGGUUUAAUUGCCAGCCUUAUUGGCGGUUCGAAGUAGUUAGCCACGGGUGAGCGAAUUCAUACAUAAUAUUAUAUGGAAAUACAAUUAUUAUUUUUCUUACACCGCUAUAUAGAGAGUUCAAGUAAAAGUUUUUUGGUAAUAAAUUGAUUUUAUAUCGUCAAGUUUCUUUAAGUUGUAAAGUUGACUUCAAUAGCUAUUCUAUGUGAAAUGGAGUAACUUCUGCUGUUUUGUUGUAUACAAUAUGUUCCAUUAAUUGGGGUAUACGUUUUACAUGUUUGUGAUACUGUCUCGGGGCUUUCAGUAGUUUCCUGAACAACACAAUUCAAUUUUUUAAUACAAUUAUAUAAUGGCUUUCAAUAGGCUAUUUGACAGCAUUUUAAAAACCAUUAGAUUAUUUAUUAGUGUCUAUAUAACCUGUACAAUUUGUUACUUUUAGUUCUAUAAAGCUUUUAAUUUAAAUGGAACAUUCAUAUAUUUCGAACAUUUCUCUUGGCAAGACACUCAUACUUGUAAACACGUAAAACAAAUUUGACCUGUUAAUUAUCAUUGUUAAAUUACACAAAUACACAUAUAUUUCGAUCAAAAUCAGUCUUCGGCGGAAUUAAACUCCCAGAAUCUUAAGGAUCAUAUUGGCAAAACAUCUAAUCCUAAUAUAGGUCAGUGGAGUUGUUUUUCUCUAUAUAAUUUUUUAAAGCCAUGUUUUAUACGGAUUACUCUCAGAAACACUUUUUUUUCAUACUGUCAAAUAGCCCAUUGUGUUGAAAUUUUACAAAAGUCAAAAUCAUUUGUUCAUAUAGGUAAUACAAUGUAUACUUAUUAACGUCAAAAAAGUCGUCAAAUACGUACCAUAAUUAAAAUAACCUUAAAUCAAAGUUGAGCUUAAUAACUUCAGAGUAAUAAAUAUUUAGACUCGCUCGCCCCUGGCGUACUAUCGAGGCUCGUGAUCUAGUGAAUAUUAUUGUAUUAUUUAUCUACAUAAGUACAACAUGUUAAUUAAUUUUAUUUUGUACCUUUGUAACAAACUGCUUGAACUGCCACGUCACUCCCCCAGUACUUAAGAUAUUUAAUAAGCCACUGAAAUUUAGAUAAUUUAGUCGAGUCCGGAGGCUUCGGAUGAAAACUUUUUGUCAUAAUUUAUAAACUCGAGCCCGUUAACAAUGAGAAAAGUAUUCGAAUCUCCGGACUUUUCAGUCGCAGUAAUUUAAAAAUAUUUUAAUAAUAAAGAAAGGUGUUCAUUGUUAUUUACCUUAGAUAGUUAUAUUUUUAAAUUACUGAGGUUAAUUCCACGAUACUUGUGUAUUUUGUUAUAUCGGCAAAAUUAAGAGCUAGGAACAAGUGCAAUUACAUAAUUUUAUAUUGUGUAUUACAAAACGUCCAUUUUGCUUGAAUAACGCCCAUGGGCCACAUAAAAUAGACCAAAUCUGUUUGCUCCCGAGGAGACGAUGAACUAAAAACUGUAGUAAAGAUUCAUAAGUUUCGGGAAGAGACCUACCCGCAAAAUUACGUUUCAAAAUUUGAACAAAUAUUAUUGGAACGAAAUCUUUCUCCUAAUUUUUUCGUUGGAAGAGCUAAGAAAAAUUUGCGUUUUUGUGUGGCCCAAGGUGUAUUAAUAGAGGACAGUAGAAAAUUGUGGAAGUAGUUAUAAUGUAGCAUAAUAAUAAAUAGAUAUUCUGUGGUACUUAAUGUAAGUCACGUAUCGAUACUUCUAUAUCCAUUUUAUGAAUAAUUUAAUCAAAUGUAAAAUUUAUUUGUAAUCAUUGACCUGGAUAUAGACUAGUAAAUAGUUAUUCCGUGUUUAAAUCAAUUUACAUACAUUUUUCCUACUGUUAACAAUAAUAUUUUUAUUAUAUAAGCUUAAUCAUAUUUUAUUUUAUAUAAAAAAAUACGCCUUAGGUGGGCAGGCAAAUGAACAUAAUAGGGCCCUUGGAAAAAUACUUUGCGUCAGACGUGAUCACGUGACAUAAUACAACCACAGAAAUGACACGAGCUCACGCUUGGUCACGUGACCAUUACCAUAAAAAUCAAAUUCGAAUUUCGGUUAAUGUUAUUGGGUCACUGUCGUAAUGUAUUUGUUCAAGGCCCACAGCAUAUUUUAUAAAAUCACAAAGAUUUUAAUAAUAAUAAAAUUUGGUUAACGAAAAUCGGUUCGUACUUAUGAACCCCAUAUUUAUUAAGUUAAAUAUUUUCAAUAGGUCAAUAUGUUUACAUAUUUUACAAUAGGUCAAAUUUACAACUGAACAAUGAAGUGUUAAGUUUAUAGAUUCUUUUAUUUGCCAUUAACCAAAGAGCACAAAUUACGAUGCCAAAUGUUCGCAUUUACAUCUUUCAAUCAUUAAAUAUUAGUGUUUAAUCGUUGAUCUGAUAGCGCAGUGUGGAUAUUUUACAUUCGCUCAAACUUAUUUUAAACAUUAAUUUUAAGUAAAAUAUCUUCAGCGCGCUGUGUGGAAUCAUACAUAUCGUUUAUAAUAAGUUAAAGGGGAUUUUGUUAGGCGGAUAAGUUCGUGUUAUAUAGGCUUUAUAUGUGAUGGCCUGUGCACUUUACAUUUUCUCGAAUAUAAAUCUUAAUAAAUUUCUUUACAUUAUCAAAGCCAUCCAUUAUUAUAUGUUUGCAGUUCAAAUGAUAGGAAAAGAUACUUAACAAUCGUCAAUAUAUCAGAUCGCUAAAGACUAUUUUUAUAUCAGCGGUCUUGGCAGAUUUAUAAAGGAUGGGAAGUGGAGAAUCGACCGGUCGGGUUUAAAUUGCGAUCGUGUAUCAACCUUACGUACGUGACCCUCGCUUUAUUUCCACCUCAAAUUACAUUUUUCUUAUAAAACCUUUUUUUGUUGUCUUCGGAUUUUACCUCGCACAUGCUUAACAUGUCGAACAACUUAUCAAUUGGUUCGUGUUUGCAUAACAUUGGAAAUUUACCUUUUUAUGACUUAAUAAAAUCGAGAUUGUAAAAGUAAACAGGCUGUUACAGAGAUGAAUAUUAUUAGUUCCAGAAACAUAAUAAAUACUGCAUAAUGUGGUUGUGAUCAUAUUGGUGAUUGCCAAUCCAUAUAUAUGUGAAAAUUAACUGUACAUAAUAAGUAGAUAAUGGUAAAAUAAAAUUUGGAGACUUGUACAAAUUGCUCAUUAAUGUAAAUUUUAAAACGACUGAUCGAUCAAGAUUUCUCGUCGACUGCUAGUUAGUAUAACUUAAAUGGUCUAAAUAUGUAAAAUUGUCUAGAUGAGCCUAGAAUAAAAUGCUGUAUCACGUUUUAAUUAUGUCGAUGUACUAGAAGUUGUUAAGAAUCCCAUUUUUAUAACAGUUUUGCUGUAUACAUGUAAAAUUGUUCACCAUUCGGUAGCUACCAAAAUUGUAUUUAUAAAUGUAAAUGUUAAAUUUGUAUAUAUUGAACGUGAUGUGGAUGGAAAUAUAAUAAAAGAAAAACUUUUAAUACAAAAUCAA